GAAAAAGGUUUCCGAGGAGAUUUUAGAAAGAAGAAAGCAAGGUAGAAUUAAAGCAGCUGAAUCAAUGGCUAAUAUUAUCAAACAGUCUGGAAUUGAAAGAGUUGAGAAUAAUCUUAAAUUUUCUUUAUUUCAACAGAUUAAUGUCUUAAAUCAGAAAAACUAUUAUACAGAUUAUUUGAAAAAGGACGAUCAAAUUACGUUUUUAAGGGAUAGAAAAGAGUUGUAUACGAUUAAAAGAGGCAGAAAAUCAAAGGCUGAUAAGGAGAAGUUAUUACAACUUGAAAAGGAAAAAGAAAAGAUAGCAGAGACUAUAAAUAAUGAGGAGGAUGAAAAUAAUGAGGAUGAGGAUCAAGCAGAUAAUUUUCCUGCAGGUUCAAAAACCAUUGUAAUUCAUCCUGGUUCAUCAUCUAUUAAAAUUGGAUUGGCUACAGAUGUUUUCCCUAAAUCAAUUCCAAAUGUGAUUGCUGUACCAAAUUUUUCACCUGAGGAGACUAAAGAUUAUUUAAAGGAAAAUAUUUCGCCACAAAGAGAAACAAUUAAGACCAAUAAUUCGAAUAACGAUAACGAAGAAGUUUUCUUUAAUAGCGAAUUUAAUGAUGCCAAAAAGAUUAUAUUUAAAAAUUUUAAAGAAAGAAUGAAGUAUUAUAAAAGAAAAAUCAUACCAAAUUCGCAUGAGACAGUUGUCAAUUUUAAUAAAAAAUCUCAAAGUGAAAAAAUUCUUGAUAUUAAUGAUCCACAUAAAAUUGAUUGGGUUCAUGAGGACAGUGAAUUGUUUAAAGAGUUGGAAGCUAGAAAUGAAAGGUAUAUAAUUGGAGAGGAAGCAUUUAAAUUAGCAAAUGAAUUUAAAUAUAAAUUAAGAAAGCCUAUAAUGAAUGGGAAAUUUAAUGAAAAUCCUAAAGAUUAUAAGAGUCCACAAGAGAUUAUUGGUGAUUUACAAGUUAUUAUAACCAAAUUUUUAGAAAAAGAAUUUGAUAUUGGUAGAAGUCAGUUAAAACAAUACAAUGUUGUAUUAAUUAUACCAGAUUUAUAUGAUAAAGCGUAUGUUGAACGAUGGAUUGAAAUAAUUUUACAAUUAGAUUUUAUUGCUGUUGCUAUCACGCAAGAAUCUAUUGCGGCCACCUUUGGAGCAGGAGUUUCAUCAGCAUGUGUUGUUGAUAUUGGAGCACAGAGUAUUAAAAUUUCGUGUGUUGACGAGGGAAUGAUAAUAAAUGAUUCGAGGAUUAAGUUGGAUUAUGGAGGAGACGAUAUAACCAAAGCCUUUAUUAAAUUGUUAUUACAAAGCAAGAUACCAAUUCAAGAUAUUAAUUUGAACAAUCAUUAUGAAUGGAAGUUUGCAAAUGAGUUGAAAGAGAAAUUUAUAACAUUUCAGGAUGCAGAUAUUGCUAUUCAAUUGUACAAAUUUAUUAGGAGGUCGCCUAAUAAAGUGACUGAGGAGUUUAAUUUCCGAGUAUUUGAUGAAGUUAUGCUAGCACCAAUGGGGCUAUUUUUCCCCAAGUUAUUUCAGAUUAAGAAUGUUGAAAAAAGAGAUAUUCACAAGUUUGAUGGCAGGCUAUUAACUAAAUCCAAGGAUACGUAUAAUGGGGUGAAUAACAACCCCAGUUCGUUGUCACAAAAGAAUUUAGUUAAUGAGGAUAUAAUUACCAAAUAUAAUGAUUAUGAUAUUAUCAAGAGAUUGAUAAUGUUGAAGGACGAUGAAAUUAAUUCUAAUAAUUUAAACAAUCCCAAUUUUAUAUUAAAUUUUGGGGAAGAAGAGGUUAUUAAUGAUAUGGAAUUGGAUUUGGCUAUAAUUGAGAGUAUAACUAAUGCCAUCAAGACUGAUUUCAAUAAAGCCAAGAAUUUCUAUGAGAGUUUGUUAAUUGUUGGAGGAGGAUCUAAGAUUCCAGCGUUGGAUUUUAUUUUGAAGGAUCGAAUCAAUAUUUGCAGGCCUAUUACGUUGUCAUUAAGUAAUUUGAAUGGGAUAUUGUUGGCUAUUAAUAGGGAAUUUGAGAGAAAACAGCAAGAGGUUAUUGAUAAAAGAAGGAAGAAAAAAAACAGUGAAAGCAAUAGUGAUAAUUGGAAUGGACAUAAUAAUGAUGAAGAUAGUAAUCUAACAAUUGAAGAGAUUGAAAAGUUAUUAAAAGAUGUGAUUUAUGAUAAUUUAGAUAAACUAAUUGAUAAUAAUGUUGGAGGAAGCAAUAUGGGAGUUGAUGUUAUAUCAGUUAGUAGACCAGAGGUGUUGAGUUGGAAAGGCGCGAGUGUUUUGGCUAGGUUAAAGAUAGUUCAAGAGUUGUGGAUUAAUCGAAGAGAUUGGGAUUUACUAGGAAGUCGAGCAUUGAAUUACAAAGUUUUAUUUAAUUAUUAGUGAUAAAUAGUUUGAUUUAUUCUAUGGAUAAUGAAUUGAAAUUGAAAUUGAAAUUGAAAUUG
Messenger RNA from Ascoidea rubescens DSM 1968, 2403 nucleotides. It is a transcript of the gene ARP8, whose product is annotated as Arp8p. The annotation marks the transcript as partial. The transcript has a single exon. Gene Ontology annotation, cellular component: Ino80 complex. Gene Ontology annotation, biological process: regulation of DNA-templated transcription; double-strand break repair. The record is from RefSeq and is a predicted model, not a curated record. Lineage: Eukaryota; Fungi; Ascomycota; Saccharomycetes; Ascoideales; Ascoideaceae.